AUGGAGACUGUCAAUGAAAGCAAUAUGAGCGAGAUGAAGGAAAAUGGAAACUUUUUAUGGCCAGUCGAUCCCGAAGAGUCUGGUGAAGGAUUGCCAUAUGCUCCUGUAGAUUGGUCUAAUCCGGGAGAUAUUUGGGGUUGGAAGGUGGGUAGAAGAGUUGCCCCGAAAGGCCGCCACUAUUUGGAUAGAUAUCUGUAUCUUCCAAGUCAUCUACCUUCUGGUGAAUAUAAGAAGCGCAUUUUUGCAAGCAAGAUUACGUCCGGGCAACAUUCCCUAAUGCAGAUAUUGAUGCAUUUUUCGCUGCAUUCAGCUGGAAGAUCCCUUCAAAGAAUCAAGCACCAAAUGGUCGAUUCCCACUCGAUUGAUGAAGAACUGAUUGCUUGGAAUUUCAGUAGUGGUUCAAAGAAGGGUAAGGCAGUGCAUAGUUCGGUUCCUUUGCCUCCGGACGCAGAACACUCUGAAUCUGUUUGCCAGUCUGAUACUAUUGGUUGCAAGGCUGGGAAUAAGACGUGUAGCAGUUUUAUGGAAACGGAAGAAGCCUCACCUUCGGCUGUCAUGCCUUCAAUAGCGGGUGAGGGAUGCAUAUGUGGACAUGUUGCUCACAUUAACUGCGCUCUUCGAUCUUACUUGGCGGGAACAGUCGGUGGAAGCAUUGGUUUGGAUGCAGAAUACUAUUGCCAGCGCUGCGAUGCAAGGACAGAUCUAGUUCCGUAUGUAAAGAGCCUUCUACAAAAUUGUGAAGACAUCAAUUCCUGGGAUGACCUUGACAAAAUUCUAAACAUUGGCUUGUGCAUUUUACGUGGAUCCCGGAAAAUUGGGACAAGAGAGUUACUGGACCGCAUCGAAUUGGCCUCGGCAAAGCUUAAAUGUGGUCCUCCGCUUGAAGAUAUCUGUAAAGCUGAAGAUGCUGCCCAAGCUAUUUCUACGGGCGUCCAAUAUAAUGGAAAUGCCACAUUGGAAACUACAAACCACCAAGAUCAUGUGGAUGAUAGACCAAACUCGCUGCAACUUGUAACCGAAUCAUCUGAUUAUCUGAGUGAGUCUCUGAAGCUUGAAAAUGAGAUUGAUGAGGUUCUUCAGGCUUUACGUAAAUCCCAGGAAUUAGAGUAUAAAAUUGCAGAGGAGCAACUCUAUGCACAGAAGAAUUAUCUUCAUAAUCUAUAUCAACAAUUGGAUAGAGAGAGGUCAGCACUUGCACAUCGCACAUCAAGCAUUGAACCUGGUAGCUUACUUACUGCUAUCAUAAACAGAUUGGAUCAGAUAAACAGAGAAAUCAUGAAACUCAAGGAGAUGGCAGAGGUGGCCAAAGGAUUUGGAAAGACCCCUAACCAUGUCCUGAAGGAACACUUUGGUAUAGAAAUUGAGAAAUGAAGUUAAUUCCUACAUGUGAUGUGGGUUCUGUCUCCAGUCAUGUUGAUCAAAUUUUGCCGUUGAGAUGUUUUCAUUCCUUAAACUGAUCAUCAUCAUCACCUGUGAAUUUUUUGAGUCUAUUUCUGCAUCGCGCGUGAGGAGUUACAUCCCUGGCUAAUGUCAUAGGAAUGGCUUCUUGUGUUCAUAAUCCGAAUUGAUCAGUUAGAUUAGAGCAGUGGAGCUGUGGGUUUGAGGAAGAAUCCCAAGGAAUGCAGAAGUACUUGCAAAGGCAAAUGAUCGAACAAUGCCUCUCGUUACUUCGAUGAUCCUUUUCCUUGAGCUCUCUUAAGUUUUCUAAUCGUUUAUUUGUUCCAUUGGUUUACACCAUUUGUUACGCAAACAGUGAGUGUAAUCUGCUCGGCAGUUGAUCCUCCACAAUUGUUGUGAGAUGUGCUCUGUAACUGUAAAUGGAUUUUGGCCACCUGCCCAUGGCUAGCUGCAUUUUUUUUUAUUUGAGGAUCCUGUUUGUCAGGCGGUCACUUGAUUCAGCAAAGCAGCCAUUUGUUGUAAUUUGGAACCUGUUUGCGCAACUUACCCACAAAAUGUGGGUCUCUCAAAUGUUCUUCAGGGUUUUGCUUGAGCUACAAUGGUGAUGCAAGUAGCUAAAAUGCUGACACAGUUGCUCAGUAUUUGCAAACUGAUGCAAGUAGCUAAAAUACAGAUAUGAACAAAAAUGAUGCUAAACUGGAUAUCCAAAAAUACAGAUUCAAAUUUUUUAUAAGCUUGCACUGGAAAUUGAUGCACAUUCUAGGAAAAACCAGACUCUACAUCUCCACAUGACUGACUUGGAAGUGUAGAAAGGGUGGAUUAGAAACCUAGUAAUUCUCAGUUCCUGACUUCCAGUUCUUUAAACUUCAAAGUAAAUGCAUUCACAAGAAUCGAAUAACACUCUUUUAUGUAAGAUAGAUAUUCCUGUGCGACCCAAUUGCUACGAAAAGACCCAGAAGAGACGGUAAGGAUCUGUAAAAAAAAUGACUAAUAUGUAAACAUA
Molecule: messenger RNA, 2401 nt
Organism: Tripterygium wilfordii
Lineage: Eukaryota; Viridiplantae; Streptophyta; Magnoliopsida; Celastrales; Celastraceae
Exons: 6
Coding region: 1-1371 (456 amino acids)
Source: RefSeq, a predicted model, not a curated record